AUUUUGUUUCAGUCCCGUUUCCCUCCAUGGUUUCUCCUCUCCGACUAACUUAGCGGUGGCUCACUUCAUUAUACAGUCCCCUAUAUUCUCCCUCCGUUAGGGCAUCUCUACGUUUGGACCGAAGAUCCCGGCACACACACAAACAAAAACACCCGUGACAGAGAGGAAAAGUUUGACUUCCAGCGGGAACGAUGUUGAUGAAAAACAGGAUCCACUUGGAGCUAAGAAACAGGGCACCGUCUGAACUACAUGAACUCGUCCUAGACAACUGUCGAUCGGACGAAGGAAAAACCGAAGGCCUCACAGAUGAGUUUGUCAACCUGACGUUCCUCAGUUUGAUAAAUGUCGGCCUAACAUCAGUCUCCAACAUACCAAGAUUAGAAAAACUCAAAAAGUUGGAGUUGAGUGACAACAGAAUCAGCGGCGGCCUGGAGGUCUUAGCAUUGAAACUCCCCAACCUCACACAUCUAAACCUGAGCGGCAACAAAUUGAAAGAAAUCAGCACUUUGGAACCAUUGAAAAAGCUGAAACACCUGAAAAGUUUGGACCUGUUCAACUGCGAAGUGACCAACCUGAACGAGUACAAGGACAGCGUCUUCAAACUCCUGCCCCAGCUCACCUACCUGGACGGCUACGACAACGAGGACAAGGAGGCCUCCGACUCUGACGGAGAGGUGGACGGAGACGGCGUGGACGAUGACGACGAUGAAGAGGGCGAGGACGAGGAAGACGAGGACGGCGAGGAGGAGGACUUCGAUGAGGAAGAAGAUGACGAGGAAGAUGAGGAGGAGGUAGAGGGAGAAGAGGAUGACGAGGAGGUCAGCGGAGAGGAUGAGGAGGAAGACUACGGACCGGACGGGGAAGUUGAUGACGAUGAUGAAGAUGAGGAGGAAGACGAUGAAGAGGCUGAUACCCACAAAGGCGAGAAGAGAAAGCGAGACCCGGAUGACGACGAUGAAUUCGACGACGACGAGGACGACUAUUAAAAACAAAACGAGAGCCGACCAACCCCCCCCCUAAAAACCUGAACCUCCACGGCCCCUCCUACAAUCCGGAACCCCCACCUUCCCCUUCCUCUUCCCCAGCUCUGAGCUCUGUUUUUUUGGGGCAAGACUGUACUGGAUGGGUGGGGUCGUGUGGGUCAACCACCGCCCUGCCCCUAAAACCAUUUAUUAUUAUUUUGUUUUUUACAAUCUUUUGAACUGAGAGUUACCCCACCACAACCACCAUCAUGAUCAUCAUCAUCAUCAUCAUCGUCGUCACCCAACAGCCCCAAGGUUCUCAGGCAGCCCACCACUCAGCAUUCCACAUUUUCACUGUCAAAUCCCGCUUUGUGUAUCUUGUGUGAGGACUUUGGGAUUGGUCUAAUAUUGGGUCCGUGCUUUUUUCCUGGUUUUGUUGGCGAAAUUUAUUAUUUUGUUGUUGGGUUUGAUGUUUCUUUUUUUGUAUUAUUUUUUUUGUCUGUUUCCUUUUACCCACUGCCCCCAAUCCACCCCAAUAAAAUUAUUGCUAUAGCAGCUGUGCAACCAGUGAGCCAUACGUUUUUUGGGUUUUUUUUUUCUCAGUGUGGCCACCUGUUGCACAAAUCCAAGGUUGUAGCUACAUUUUUACUUUCUGUAUGACAAGAAAACAACUUUGUAAAUAAAAUGUUAACAUUU
Doryrhamphus excisus (bluestripe pipefish) is the source of this 1658-nucleotide messenger RNA. RefSeq names its product acidic (leucine-rich) nuclear phosphoprotein 32 family, member B (gene anp32b). Lineage: Eukaryota; Metazoa; Chordata; Actinopteri; Syngnathiformes; Syngnathidae. Gene Ontology annotation, molecular function: histone binding. Gene Ontology annotation, cellular component: nucleus. Gene Ontology annotation, biological process: regulation of apoptotic process. The record is from RefSeq and is a predicted model, not a curated record.